UAUGUUUGUCAGACUCAAAUCCGAGGGAGAGGAGCUAGCCGCCAUUUUCUAAGCGUCUCUCCCUAAAACGAGAGAAAAGGGCUCGCGACAAACUGCCAUCUGGACUUACUUUCGCUUACUGAGAAUCGGAUUUUUUGGUGACGGAUUGCUGUGAAAUCGCCUUCAUUUUAAGUAAUUUGGGCUAGAAAGGACUGUUUCACGGCCUUGUCUUAUAUUCGCUGUAGCGGCGAGGCGAGCUAGCUGGCGAGCGAGCAAGGUGUAGAUCGUUGAUUCGCCCAUUGCCUGAAUCCGGAACGAACCCAAGCGGCUCCGUGAACCGGGCCUAUUUGGCUACUGGGUUGCAUUUUUGGAUUAACGAAUGGCAAAGUGAUCGAAUCUAGCCGCGUUUUUAUGAUAGCACCCUUGGGUUUUUUCACCAAAACUGCAGGGGAUUGUUGCCGAAAUUCCCUCGGAUAGUGCAACCUCGUCACGUGGCUGUCCUCUGGUGGGGCAGUAAGCGGGUGGUGUGGAGCAGGCCGCGGUGCCCGUCCCUCUGCACUGCAUGGCUGCGAUGGCGCCCGCUCUCACCGACGCCCCAGCCGAAGCUCACCACAUCCGCUUCAAACUGGCUGCCCCCUCCUCAAGUCUCUCACCGGCCAGUGCAGAGAACAACGGUAACGCCAGCAACAUCCUUAUCCAUAGCAGCGGCACAGCGAAGUGCAAGGCCACCCCAGAAGAGUGCCCCCUUGACUUUUGUGUUGGUGAUCAGGAGCAGCAGCAGCAGCAGCCCCAAGCCGACUCUGUGGCCCAGGCCUCUGCGCUGGGCAAGCUCCAGCCACUGGUGGCUUCUUAUCUAUGCUCUGAUGUGACCUCUGUCCCUUCAACUAAGGAGUCAAUCAAGUUGCAAGGAGUCCUCAUCAAACAGUCUGUGUUGAAAAGCCACAGAAUAUUGCCCAGCUCCCUGCUCAACGGAGGAGGGGACUUCCUGUUGAGGAAGAGGCAGGCAAUAGAACUCUCUGGCGGCCAGCUCAAAAGCCUCAUGAGUGGCAGCACAAACGGUGGUGGCCAGCCCAUGGCACCUGUCAAUGGCCUGGCCAAGAAGCUGGCCACUAUGUCUGGCUCAGGCUGUGUGGUUGCAGUGAAUGGUGACAAGCCCUCUGCUGCCACAGACUCCCAGCCCCAAAACCUGCCCUUGGACUCUGAGACCUUGACGGCUACUUUAUCAGGGCAUAUCCCAUUGAAAGGAACCCUAAAACAGAAGCAUUCCUCAGGGGUUUCUCAAAAUACAGAUGGAAAAAACCUUGACUCAGCAGUGCUUCAGUCAGCCGCACUUUCUCCCUUUACCCAUGACAACCCUAACCCCACUGAACAAGUCAAUUUGGAGGAGACUGAUUUACACACACCUAUCAGUCAACCACAGGGGUCUGAUAGGGAGAGACCAGGUAGCAGCCACCAAGGCUCCCCAUCCUGUACACAUGCAACACAGCCCCCCCUUCCUUGUAGUUCUUCUUCAGACAGCCUUGAAGCCCAUGUUAGGGAUCGCACCCUUCUCAGCACCAACAGGCAAGCAGAGAUUGAAAGCCGCCUACGACGCCUGCGCAAACGUCUUCAGGUUGUACAGGCCAAGCAGGUGGAACGGCACAUUCAGCAGCAACUGGGUGGCUUCUUAGACUCAGCUCUCAGCCGGCUACUGACUGGUAACCGCAAGUCAGAGACCACAACCCCCACAGCUACAUGGAGGACUGGACGCCAUUCAUCCUCAAACAACAGAGAUGGCCUCAGUCGCUUCCUGAAAAGUGGCUCCAUGCCCUUGGAACUGGAAAGGCUGUACCUCAGUGGAUCAGCUAACCUUCACUCAGCAGAAAGAGCCUUUGACUCAGAUGUGACAGAAAGUAGUUCUGGGGGGGACUCUGACAUGGAGGAGGAGGAGCUGGCAAGGGUGGACAUUGAGCAGCGACAUGUUAAAAUAUGGAAACGGGCAGAGAGCCGCUACACGGUGGAGAGAGCCGCCAUCAUAAGCCACUGGAACUGGCUUCAGGCCCAUAUCUCGGACCUGGAGUAUCGCAUCAGACAGCAAACAGACAUCUACAGACAGAUUCGUGCCAGCAAGGGCUCUGUAGAGUUGGGAGGUGUUGCUCCCAGUGCAGUGACUGCUGGUGUAACAGAAGUAAAAUCAGAACCUGUAAAUACUCAGGAUGUUAGUUCAGAACGGCUGGAGCACACAGUCACCGCCCACAUCACCAACGCAGAGCCUGGCUCCUGGAAAGGUCAAAAUGGACAGCCCGUUAAUGGUGUGCUCAGCAGGGUGGCAGAGAGUCCAGAUACCAAGCACCAACAGCCUUUGGCCUAUGACAGCACAUGUGUGGCUGCUCGAACGCGACCACUAGUCAGCUGUCGACGACGGCGGCUCAUUCAGCCAAACACUGUGCCCAACCUAAAUGGCAAGGCCCAGAGAAGCAGCUGUAUCCAGUGUAACUGCAGGGUUAACCCCAGCUGUGUGAUGUGUGGUGGCUGGCCCACCCCCAGAGAAGACCCACAGUAUGAGCUGCCUACCCUGGAGCGCCUGUCAAGACUGGAUCUUGGCGUACACCCUAUUCUCUCCUUCCCUGACGAUGUUUGUAUAGGCUUACGUCUGCAGCAGGUGAUGAAGAGCCAGUGGCAGACUAAAUCACUGGAGAGAAGCAAACCACUCAAGAAGCUUUCCCUCAAACACAAGCUUUCCACGUCCAAAGAAAAGCACAAGUUCACCAACUCACUAAUGGCAGUCAGACUGGGCCACUAUAAGAGCCGUGGUGAGAAGCCAAGGACACUGGAGAGCAGCGUCAGUAGCAGCAGUGCUGUGAUGAACACACCCAGACUUGAGACCCAGCCUGUGUGCAAGACUGAGCGGCUGCAGGCCAUCUCCACUCCCUUAGGGCCCUACGACAAAAACUACAGCCGCAAGAGAUUAAGAGAGCACUCACUGGACAGGACUGACUCAUCUCCAAAGCUGUUCGUGGACUCGGCCAGCCCUUGCCCAACGAUGGCCAACAUGCACCCAUCCCUCCACAGCCCCCUCACACGCCAGCUGUCCACUUCUUCAGAGAACUCCACGCCACUGGGCCCAAGCAGCCAAGGCAUCCCCAACACACCUCAGCAGCCCAUUAAAAGGAGGCGAGGUGAAAGCUCUUUUGACAUCAAUAAUAUUGUCAUCCCUAUGUCUGUGGCUGCUACGACCCGAGUGGAGAAGCUGCAGUACAAAGAGAUCCUCACACCCAGUUGGCGAGUAGUGGACAUCUUUUCCCAGCCCAUAACUGAAGAGGAGGAUGAACGGGAGGUGGAGGACUUGACUGAUGCAGCCUUCAUUCAGCUCCACCAGCCCUACGAGGACCAGGAGCGUUCCCGCUGGACUUGGAUGGCUUUAGCUCCUGCGAAGCGACGGGGCAGCAGGUCAUACAAAUCUGUGGAUGGACGAACCACACCGUUGCUGUGCGGGACCAACCCUCCCACCCCUCAGCCUGCGUCCCCAGACCCAGGCCACUGUCCUAUUCUCCACGACUACAGCUAUGUGCCCUCGCCCAUGAGUCCAGCCAGCCCCGACACCGCCUCCAACCCCCACACACCCUGCUCCAGGGACUCCCAUCGGCUGCUGUCGAGCGAGGACACUCGGUGCUCCACGCCUGACUUCACCUUUGAAGAAAGAACUGUGGCGCCAUGGGAACGUCGAAGCUUCCCCCUGCCAGAAGACCCAGCCCCAGAGCCCGAGGCAGAGAGCGAUCAUCACAUCAGGCCCAGAAUGCGAAGCAUCUCAGGUUGCCGAGCAACAGCCUAUGGAAGGCUGGAUUCAGAUGACAUGGACCUGCCCUGUGACGACGACGGCCCCAAACACAAGGCAUCCACCCACCGAUGAAUGACUGACAGGCUGAGGUCCCUUGCUCCCCCUACAGCUCUUCUCUGGCAUUAACAAGCAGAACCUCAAAGCAAAAUAAGAUAUUAAAUGGGUUCCUGUUGUUUGAUAUUCAAACAUCAGUCUAAUACUUUUCACAGUUUUUAGUGAAUAUUAUGGAGAUAGAAGCCUUUCCCUACACUUGUUUUUGUCACAGGAAAAAAAGGAUAAAUGUAAAAAAAAAAAAGUAUAAAACAACACGUUACAAAAAAUGAUUUCUGUAGUAGGC
Messenger RNA from Sphaeramia orbicularis (orbiculate cardinalfish), 4133 nucleotides. It is a transcript of the gene kansl1a, whose product is annotated as KAT8 regulatory NSL complex subunit 1a. The record is from RefSeq and is a predicted model, not a curated record. NCBI's taxonomy places the organism in Eukaryota, Metazoa, Chordata, Actinopteri, Kurtiformes, Apogonidae. Gene Ontology annotation, molecular function: histone acetyltransferase binding. Gene Ontology annotation, cellular component: NSL complex. The transcript is spliced from 15 exons. Bases 542 to 3868 code for a protein of 1108 amino acids.